Morchella sextelata is the source of this 1023-nucleotide messenger RNA. RefSeq lists its product as uncharacterized. The record is from RefSeq and is a predicted model, not a curated record. Gene Ontology annotation, molecular function: protein binding. The transcript is spliced from 6 exons. Gene Ontology annotation, cellular component: mitotic spindle; microtubule organizing center; MWP complex. Lineage: Eukaryota; Fungi; Ascomycota; Pezizomycetes; Pezizales; Morchellaceae. Gene Ontology annotation, biological process: mitotic sister chromatid segregation; protein localization to mitotic spindle pole body; microtubule anchoring at mitotic spindle pole body. The annotation marks the transcript as partial.
AUGUCUAAUCGCAAGGGAGAGGAUCUUUUCCAGGUUACAGUCGAGGCAAUGAAGAUCGGUGCCAAAGAGGAGAUUUGGGAGCCAAUUGACGAUCAUCGGCCUUUGAAAGCCAAAGCCUCAGUCCCGAAUUCCGCCAAGCCGGUAGAUAUCCGGAAGAAAAGAACUGUCGGUUUUAAUGGCGCCCAACCUGCGCCAAAUGGUUCUUUAAUAGCAUCGAUCGUUCACCCCAAACUCAUUCUUCGAUCAACAACCACUCUCCAGGUAAAGCGGGUAAUAAAUCUAAAUCCCGAGUUUGCAUCACGAAUAAACUUUGUCAGAUGGUCUCCCUACUUGGACGGAUCCUUCUCAUCGCCAGCAUGGCAUGGUAUUCCAUUGAUAGGGAAAAGAAGAAGCGGGAUUGAUAAGUCAGAGUCAGAAGGUGGAGGACGGCAAAGAAUUCUGGUAGCAGACGAGCAAUCAAUACAUGUAUACGAUGUCGACGAUGAGAAAUGGACCGUUUGUAUCAACCAAGGAUUCGGGGGAAUUAAGAAUGUCGAGUUUGGCAGAAAUGCGGACGAAGUGGUUGUAUUUUCAGAAUUUCAGGAAAAGCUCAAGGUAACUGUGUGGAAUCUGAAUACAUCAAAACAAAUCGAGAUUCUUAACCCAAAGUUUCCGACAAAGGGUUAUGGCUAUCGCCCCUGCACCUCUCACUAUGCCCUGCUUACGCGCUCGGCAACACACGACGUUAUCAGUGUUCAUCAACACACUACCUAUAAACUGGCGUCAAGCUUUCAGCUUCCUACCUUGGAUGCCCAAGGCCUAAAAUGGUCUCCAUGUGGGCGUUGGAUUGCGGUAUGGGACUCUGCCGCUUCUGGAUAUAAGGUUUUGGUAUACACUGCGGACGGACAUCUUUACAGGACCUAUGAGAAGCCAUGUGAGGGUUUGGGCGUCAAGAGCGUGGAGUGGAGUCCAGGCGGGGAUUUUUUGACGAUUGGAAGUUAUGAUGGACGAUUGGCAUUCUUGAGCAACUAUACUUUUUCUCCG